This is a messenger RNA of Phanerochaete carnosa HHB-10118-sp, 960 nucleotides long. RefSeq lists its product as uncharacterized. The coding region runs from base 1 to 960 and encodes 319 amino acids. Gene Ontology annotation, molecular function: DNA-binding transcription factor activity, RNA polymerase II-specific; zinc ion binding. Gene Ontology annotation, biological process: regulation of DNA-templated transcription. The transcript has 3 exons. NCBI's taxonomy places the organism in Eukaryota, Fungi, Basidiomycota, Agaricomycetes, Polyporales, Phanerochaetaceae. The record is from RefSeq and is a predicted model, not a curated record.
AUGCCUCCCUCUAGGCCUGCCAGGUCUUUUGCAGUCUCGAUGCCGCUCGACAUCCCUCGCAGCGACGAUCCGUGGAACCUCAGGCCGUACGACGUGCCUUGGGGGCCCUCAUACUACCAGUACAAGCCGGGGAAGCUGCCGGGUCACGACGGCGACUGUCUCAUGUUGCGCUCGCCCACGCCAAUCGAGCAACGACGGACUGCCAUCGCGUGCAGGCACUGUCGCCAGCGAAAAGCCAAGUGCAGCGGCGACCAACCCGCCUGCAGCCGCUGCGCAUACAGCGGUCGCAAGUGCGUGUAUCCCGAAGAGCGGCGCCCACAGCCCGCUAACAAGCCAAGGGCCUCCAAGACCGCGCGCGACAUCCUCUCCGAUUCCUUCCGCCGCGACUCGUCGAUAAGCCUCGCGUCCACCAGCACCGACUCUUCCGAGUCGUCGUCCGAGGAAGUGUACGCCAAGGAAGAGGACGACAGAGACGCCGAGUCGUACCUGCUGUACGAUAUGAGGUCGGAGGGCCACCUGCAGCACUGGCCGCCGUACUGCACCAUCGACUCUCCCCGCAGCGAGUACUCGUCGCCCCCCUCGACGGCGUACAGCGAAGUCGACUACGACGUCGUCGUCGGCGGCGGCGGCGGCUCGCAGACGUACUUCGACUAUCACGAACCCGGCGCCUCGACAUCAACGCCGUCAACGCUGUCCGCGGCCAUCUACGCUCCCAGGCCUGUGCACCCCUCAGCUGCACCACCUGAUCUCGCGUAUCCCCAUUCAGAGAUCGUGCCGCAAGUUCCCGGAGAACCUGUGCGAUCGCCCCCAGGCUUUCCCGAUCGUCCCCGCCAAUCACGAUUGGGGGGAGGUGGCCGCCUGUCAAAACACACCGGGCGGGAGAAGUGCGAGUACGUCAAAGUUCCCCAGUGCCCGGACCCUGUGCGAGGGCAGCGCACCUGCCAGCUCGACCCCCCAUGA